Molecule: messenger RNA, 1865 nt
Organism: Xyrichtys novacula (pearly razorfish)
Lineage: Eukaryota; Metazoa; Chordata; Actinopteri; Labriformes; Labridae
Source: the annotation of a GenBank genome assembly
AUGGCACUCUGUAUGUCGGCCAUGUUUGCGUGUGUUUACUCCGGUGCCGGAUUGUGUUUGACAUUUGUUCCAGACGGAUCUGUUCGGGCCGAGCGGUAUUUUCGGGAUGAGGAGUCAGCAGAGGCGAAGAUGUGCGGUGAAGAUGUGAGCGGGGUCGUGAUGUGGAAGCCUAUGAUUGAUAUUCCCAUUAGCCACCUGACAAGGUGAGGACACGGCUCCGAUAAUGAAUUGUGACACAUUAAUGAGCUUGUCUAGCGCACACAAUACCUGAUCAGGCCUCUUACCAUUUAACCUUUGAUACCAGUGAGGGAAAUUGCAGGCAAAUAAGGGUUUUGUGUCGCCGGUGAAGACAGAACAUGACUUUAGAGAGGUGUUUCGAGCUGAUCUGGAUGCUGGGAGUUUAGCGGGAACUAAAAAAAGUCCAGGGAGUUUCCAACUGGAGUUUAGAGCAAACUUUUUUUUUCUGGUUUAAAGGGAUACUCCAGCGUAGAAUUAAGUUAGGUCAAACACACUGUGACACCGAGUUUGACACCCCCUUGAGAGAUGAAUGUUGCUGAUGUUGCUUCUUUAGUUAUACCAACUUCAGUAACGACCGCACGAUAGCAAUACACAGCGGUCUGGGGAGCCAUAAACAAACCUCAACCAAAACGCCACUCUAUAGCCACAAAUAAUGCUCAGAACAGCACCUAACUUCAUCAACAGUACAUACAGGGUCCCAGCCAUAGUACUAGCCAUCAAACAUCUUUUUAACUUUGACUAAUUUCUUUAGUAAAGAGACUAAACACAACUCAACUACUCUCUUCCAGCAGCCGCUUGUUUGUAUGGAGAUCCAGACGAGUCCAUUACGGAGUGCAGCGGGGUGACACAGCUCAAGGAAGAACAUUUAUGAUCAUUUCGUCAUGGAAAUACAAUCAGACCAAGACGCUAAGGCAGAAGAACUACUAUGCGUUAAUUAAUAUGGUGAUUAUUACUUCAAGGAAAUUAUAAAGUAAUGAUCAUAAAUGUUCUUCCUUGAGCUGAGAAACCCCACUGAAUAUCCCAGUAAGUUUUUGUGAAAGGAGUAUAGGCGACUGUAGGAGCUGCACUUAUCGGAUUUUUAUCGCUGCCCGAUGUUUUAUGGUACAUAUGAAGGUGCGUAAAGGUUGCUCUUGUGUAUCCUUCUAUUUCCCUCCUCUCUCCUUUCUCCUCUCUCGCAGUUAAAGCUCUGACCAUGUCAGGUUUGUAUCCACCUCUGUUCCGCCGAGCACCGAGGAGGCAUCAUUUUUGAGAGCUGAGAUGAUUACGUAUUCUACCCAACAUCGGUACAACUUUUCCUCACAAUGUUUCAAACCAGACAAAACCCAAAAGUUGUGUUUUUUAAACAAAAAGUUAGUUUCAUUUGAAAUAUCGCACAUGCACGCCGUAGAAACAUGUCCGUAAAUGACAAAGCUCUUCAGAUCAGACAUGCAUGCACAUGACAUGCAUGUCUGCAGGACUCUUCUUGAGAUUCACAUGCGUGUGAUGGGAGUCUCUAGAGUGGCGGCGGCGUGCCUGACCUUGCUCACAUGGUUCUCUUAUUAUCACGCCGAACACUACGCUCCUGACUGUAGCAUGACAGCGAGGUGACAACUCUGUUUGGGUGUCCGUCUGAUCACAUAUUUAUUUCAAGAACUACGCACACACACGCUUAGUCUACACACAUACGUCUGCUGAGUACGGAUAUCAGAAAUGUCAGCGGAUGUGUGUGCACGCUCCAUAUGUGUCUAUAUGUGUGUUUUUCAGCGCACGUGUGUGGCCAGCAUGGUUGUCAAGAGCUUGAACAGGCCAAUCCCUCAUCCGCCAUGCGCCCCGAUCAGCUGACACGCGGCCAAAGCAAACAGACAUAA